UUAGGAGAGUGGAAAACAGAGGAAUCCACAGCACUGUGAAGGAAGGUUGGUAUUUGGUAGUUUCAAAGCAAAUUGAAGGCCUCGCGGAAUAGUGUUGUGAUCCUGCUCUGACUCUUCGUUCGUAAAUCAUGUCAGCUUCAGGUAUCGCAGAUUCUCCAUCUUCUUUCCCUUUGGACCAUGGCCUUGUGAAGCCUUCAAUCCCUCUCGUCUCUUUUCUCGAACGCCUGCAAGAAACAGCGGUAAACACCUUCGGCAAAUCUAACGUCGACGCAAAAACCUACGUUGACGUGUCGUUGAAGUUCAACUUGUCUGAGACAGAGGAGGCAUUUGAUAAGCUUGCUAGGUCUGCUAAUGGCUCUGUACCAGCCAAGGAGUUGAAUGAUUUUAUAGAAAGAUACUUGAAUGGUGCAGAGGACGACAUGGAGCAAUGCGAACCAGAGGAUUUCGUAGAAGAGCCAGAGGGAUUCUUGCCCAAAGUUGAGCAUCCAGAGGUGAGGGCAUGGGCAUUGAAGGUCCAUUCCCUUUGGAAAAACUUGAGUCGCAGGGUAUCCAGUCGGGUCAAAAGCCAUCCCCAUUUGCAUACUCUACUUCCUUUGCCUGCUUCUUUUGUCAUUCCUGGUUCACGCUUUCGUGAGGUUUAUUACUGGGAUUCCUACUGGAUAAUCAGGGGCUUACUGGUGAGUAAAAUGUACAAGACAGCCACGGCAAUUGUGACUAAUCUCAUUUCUUUGGUUGACGAAUAUGGAUUUGUGCCUAAUGGUGCAAGAGCCUACUACACCCAUAGGAGCCAGCCUCCCCUUUUAAGUGCUAUGAUUUAUGAGAUCUACAGUACCACUGGUGAUAUAGAACUGGUCAAAAGAUCACUUCCUGCACUAAGGAAAGAGUAUGAGUUUUGGAAUUCAGAAAUACAUAGAGUGACCAUUAUGGAUCCUCAAGGUUGCACUCAUACCUUAAAUCGUUACUAUGCGAUGUGGAAUAAACCCAGGCCAGAGGGUUCAGUGAAGGACAAGGCAUUUGCUUCCAAGGUUUUGGAUGUUCCAGAAAAACAGAACUUUUACCGUGAAGUUGCUACAACUGCCGAAUCAGGGUGGGAUUUUAGCACCAGAUGGAUGAGAGAUCCGCUAGAGUUUACAUCAGUGGCUACAACUUCUGUAAUACCUGUUGAUCUAAAUGCAUAUAUUCUUGGGAUGGAACUUAAUAUUGCAUUUUUUGCAAAAGUUACCGGAGAUAAUAGCACUGCUCAUCACUUCCUGCAACUUUCUGAUAGUAGAAAGAAGGCACUUAACUCUGUUUUCUGGGACGUAAACAUGAAACAAUGGCUUGAUUACUGGCUCACAGAUAGUAUAUGCCAGGGAGUUCAAGUCUGGGAAGAUCAGCAGCAGAAUCACAGUGUAUUUGCUUCCAACUUUGUUCCUUUAUGGAUGGAACCAUUUUACUCAGAUUCUUUGAUUGUGGGGAGCGUUGUUGAAAGUCUCAAGACUUGUGGGCUUGUUCGUGCUGCUGGAGUUGCAACCUCUUUGACAAAUUCAGGACAACAGUGGGACUUCCCAAAUGGCUGGCCCCAAAUUCAACAUAUGAUAGUUGAAGGUCUGGUGAGAUCUGGGUUGAAAGAAGCAGCCUCACUGGGAGAAGAAAUUGCAAGGAGAUGGAUCACAACCAACUAUAUCGCCUACAAGAAAACAGGGGUGAUGCAUGAAAAAUAUAAUGUGGAGCAUUUUGGCGAGUUUGGAGGUGGUGGAAUAUAUGAGCCCCAGACUGGUUUUGGGUGGUCUAACGGAGUAGUGCUUGCUUUCUUGGAGGAGUUUGGAUGGCCUCGAGAUCUCCAUAUUGAGUGUUCAUCGAUUUCCUCAGAAUUUGACAACAUUGACAGUUGAAGUUGAUCGCAUAUGAUCUAUUGUAAUUGUAUUGUUUUGUUUACGCCCAUGCUAGUAGCUACUUGCAAUAUAAUUGAAGCUGAGUACAGUGUACUCUCUACUUUUGUGUUGUUCGCGGUCUUGCUGAUUUCAAUGUAGUUGAAGGUGAACAAACUACACACUUUAGUUGAUUUGAUUGUGAUGAAGUAUGGAGUAUGAAAAACAAGAAAAGUCAUUUUGAAUAAUUCAUUUUAUUACCACUUGCUUUA
Molecule: messenger RNA, 2122 nt
Organism: Prosopis cineraria
Lineage: Eukaryota; Viridiplantae; Streptophyta; Magnoliopsida; Fabales; Fabaceae
Product: probable trehalase
Exons: 12
Coding region: 129-1874 (581 amino acids)
Biological process (GO): trehalose catabolic process
Molecular function (GO): alpha,alpha-trehalase activity
Source: RefSeq, a predicted model, not a curated record